AAGCAGUCCAGUUCGGCACUGGAAAAUACUACACGGAUAGCAGUGGGAUAAAACAAUUUCCAGGAUUAUAUUUCAUUUACUUCCAAAGAGGAUAUUGUGUUUAAACAUCUUUUUUUAUAUAUAAAUCAGACUGUAUGUGAUGCUGUUUAUGAGUCUGUACUGUAGUUGUAUGGCACACUACAAUACAAGAGAUAAACAACAUUUCAAAGAGAGACCCAACCCAGGGCCAGAGACUUGAGCUUCGCCUCACUGUUUCAAAUCAGGUUGAGACGGAACACUUUUGGUAUCCAGUAAAACUGUUCACUUCUGAGGAUCCUCUCCUCGCUGCAGAUAUUCACAGAACACCCAGUGUGACAAUGGCUGGAGUAAAGCGUGCAGAUCUGGCUCCCACAGCUGCUGUUAAAAUCAUCGGGGCUGGAACAGCAGCAUGUUUCGCUGAUCUGGUGACCUUCCCAUUGGAUACAGCCAAAGUGAGACUGCAGAUACAAGGGGAGUCUAAAACGGUGAAAGACAGCAAAGCUGUCAAGUACAAGGGAGUUUUUGGCACAAUCACCACCAUGGUGAGGACUGAGGGGGCGAGGAGUCUGUACAGUGGGCUGGUAGCCGGUCUCCAGCGCCAGAUGAGCUUCGCUUCCGUCCGCAUCGGUCUCUAUGAUUCCAUGAAGCAAUUCUACACCAGAGGAUCUGACCAUGUCAGCAUUGGUACCCGUUUACUCGCUGGAUGCACAACCGGGGCUAUGGCAGUGGUAGUUGCUCAGCCUACUGAUGUGGUCAAGGUUAGAUUUCAAGCUCAGGUCAGACUGACUGACGGCAGCAGCAGAUACAGUGGGACUAUGGACGCUUAUAAAACUAUUGCCAGGAAUGAAGGCUUCAGAGGGCUGUGGAAAGGAACCAUACCCAAUAUCACGCGCAAUGCAGUUGUGAAUUGUGCAGAACUGGUUACCUACGACCUCAUCAAAGACCUCAUUCUGAAGUAUGACCUCAUGACUGAUAACCUGCCUUGCCAUUUCACGGCUGCUUUUAGCGCUGGGUUCUGCACCACCAUCAUAGCAUCCCCAAUCGAUGUGGUGAAGACCAGGUUCAUGAAUUCUGUGGCUGGCCAGUACAGCGGUGCCUUCAACUGCACACUCACCAUGUUGACCAAAGAGGGACUCGCAGCCUUCUAUAAAGGAUUCGUGCCCUCGUUCCUUCGACUGGGUUCCUGGAACAUUGUGAUGUUUGUUUCUUAUGAACAAGUUAAACGAGCUAUGAUGAGAGCCCACCAGAACUGGGAAUCUCACUGACACUGAAAUGGACCAAGGAAGAAGAGGAAAUGAAAGGACUGAACAAGGGUGAAAGAAAACCACCAAACUGUUUACAUGAGUGUUUUGUUGGUGCGAUAUACUCUGUUAUUUGUGCUUUUACAUAUGUACUGUAAAGUAUUUAGUAAAUUGUGUUUCUUGCAGGGCAGUUAAGCAUUUUGUGAAAUAAUUAGAAUAUAUGUGUUGUAAUGCUGUAAAUAUUUUAUACUAGAACUGUAAUAACAAUUAAAACAUAUGUUUACCAAA
Polyodon spathula (Mississippi paddlefish) is the source of this 1547-nucleotide messenger RNA. RefSeq names its product mitochondrial uncoupling protein 2-like. NCBI's taxonomy places the organism in Eukaryota, Metazoa, Chordata, Actinopteri, Acipenseriformes, Polyodontidae. The record is from RefSeq and is a predicted model, not a curated record. Gene Ontology annotation, molecular function: oxidative phosphorylation uncoupler activity. Gene Ontology annotation, biological process: response to cold; adaptive thermogenesis; mitochondrial transport. The coding region runs from base 357 to 1283 and encodes 308 amino acids. Gene Ontology annotation, cellular component: mitochondrial membrane. The transcript has 8 exons.